This is a messenger RNA of Staurois parvus, 257 nucleotides long. The record is from the annotation of a GenBank genome assembly. Lineage: Eukaryota; Metazoa; Chordata; Amphibia; Anura; Ranidae.
GGUGUCAGAGCGAGGAAUCAUGCCCCAUCAUUGGUGUCAUGGGGGAGGGAAUAGUGUUCCAUCAUUGGUGUCAAUGGGGGGGUGGAAUAGUGCCCCAUCAUUGGUGUCAGUGGGGGGGAGGAAUAGUGCCCCAUUGUUGGUGUCAGUGGGGGGGGGGAGGAGGAAUAGUGCCCCAUCGUUGGUUUCAGUGGGGGGAGGAAUAGUGCCCCAUCGUUGGUGUCAGUGGGAGGAAUAAUUCCCCAUCAUUAGUAUCAGUG